Messenger RNA from Closterium sp. NIES-65, 756 nucleotides. The record is from the annotation of a GenBank genome assembly. NCBI's taxonomy places the organism in Eukaryota, Viridiplantae, Streptophyta, Zygnematophyceae, Desmidiales, Closteriaceae.
AUGGUAGUAGAAUCGUCACCCCCUACUCGCCUGCGAAUCAGCCUUCCCCUCCUUUCUCCCACGAGCCACCUUGUUUCCGUCGCGAUUUCGUUAAUCCAUCCAUCGCCCUCGCUCUCUCCCCUCGCUUCCCGUCGCCCUCGCUCUCUCCCCUCGCUUCCCGUCGCCCUCUCUCUCUCCCCUCCCUUCCCGUUGCCCUCUCUCUCUCCCCUCCCUUCUCGUCGCCCUCUCUCUCUCCCCUCCCUUCCUGGUGACCUCGCUCUCUCCCCUCCCUUCCCAUCGCCAUCGCUCUCUCUUCUCCCUUCCCGACGCCCUCUCUCUCUCCCCUCCCUUCUUGUCGCCAUCGCUCUCUCCUCUCCCUUCCCGUCGCCCUCUCUCUCUCUCUCUCUCUCUCUCUCUCUCUCUCUCUCUCUCUCUCUCUCUCUCUCUCUCUCUCUCUCUCUCUCUCUCUCUCUCUCUCUCUCUCUCUCUCUCUCUCUCCCCUCCCUUCCCGUUGCCCUCGCUCUCUCCCCUCCCUUCCCGUCGCCAUCUAGCUCUCCCCUCCCUUCCCGUCGCCAUCGCAAGAUGCAGUCGUUGUGCUCUUCGUGCCUUUCUUCCCUGCCCUCCCAUCACCCAACCUCUUUCCGCGAUUUUUGCACACUCAGGGUACAUUCCGCUGUGGACACGUCCCAAUCGAUGUGUCCCAAUCGUUUCUACCGCACUGCAUCGUAUUACACCAAUUUGCACCCUAGUUUCGAAAUUUUUGCGUCUCUGGUUUAG